Molecule: messenger RNA, 1773 nt
Organism: Schistosoma margrebowiei
Lineage: Eukaryota; Metazoa; Platyhelminthes; Trematoda; Strigeidida; Schistosomatidae
Source: the annotation of a GenBank genome assembly
AUGAUAUAUUUCAAUAAAAAUAAGUUUCAUUUUUUUAUGUCAUCAUCAUCAUCAUCAUCAUCAUCAUCAUCAUCAUCAUCAUCAUCAUCAUCAUCAUCAUCAUCAUCAUCAUCAUCAUCAUCAUCAUCAUCAUCAUCAUCAUCAUCAUCAUCAUCAUCAUCAUCAUCAUCAUCAUCAUCAUCAUCAUCAUCAUCAUCAUCAUCAUCAUCAUCAUCAUCAUCAUCAUCAUCAUCAUCAUCAUCAUCAUCAUCAUCAUCAUCAUCAUCAUCAUCAUCAUCAUCAUCAUCAUCAUCAUCAUCAUCAUCAUCAUCAUCAUCAUCAUCAUCAUCAUCAUCAUCAUCAUCAUCAUCAUCAUCAUCAUCAUCAUCAUCAUCAUCAUCAUCAUCAUCAUCAUCAUCAUCAUCAUCAUCAUCAUCAUCAUCAUCAUCAUCAUCAUCAUCAUCAUCAUCAUCAUCAUCAUCAUCAUCAUCAUCAUCAUCAUCAUCAUCAUCAUCAUCAUCAUCAUCAUCAUCAUCAUCAUCAUCAUCAUCAUCAUCAUCAUCAUCAUCAUCAUCAUCAUCAUCAUCUCAUCAUCAUCAUCAUCAUCAUCAUCAUCAUCAUCAUCAUCAUCAUCAUCAUCAUCAUCAUCAUCAUCAUCAUCAUCAUCAUCAUCAUCAUCAUCAUCAUCAUCAUCAUCAUCAUCAUCAUCAUCAUCAUCAUCAUCAUCAUCAUCAUCAUCAUCAUCAUCAUCAUCAUCAUCAUCAUCAUCAUCAUCAUCAUCAUCAUCAUCAUCAUCAUCAUCAUCAUCAUCAUCAUCAUCAUCAUCAUCAUCAUCAUCAUCAUCAUCAUCAUCAUCAUCAUCAUCAUCAUCAUCAUCAUCAUCAUCAUCAUCAUCAUCAUCAUCAUCAUCAUCAUCAUCAUCAUCAUCAUCAUCAUCAUCAUCAUCAUCAUCAUCAUCAUCAUCAUCAUCAUCAUCAUCAUCAUCAUCAUCAUCAUCAUCAUCAUCAUCAUCAUCAUCAUCAUCAUCAUCAUCAUCAUCAUCAUCAUCAUCAUCAUCAUCAUCAUCAUCAUCAUCAUCAUCAUCAUCAUCAUCAUCAUCAUCAUCAUCAUCAUCAUCAUCAUCAUCAUCAUCAUCAUCAUCAUCAUCAUCAUCAUCAUCAUCAUCAUCAUCAUCAUCAUCAUCAUCAUCAUCAUCAUCAUCAUCAUCAUCAUCAUCAUCAUCAUCAUCAUCAUCAUCAUCAUCAUCAUCAUCAUCAUCAUCAUCAUCAUCAUCAUCAUCAUCAUCAUCAUCAUCAUCAUCAUCAUCAUCAUCAUCAUCAUCAUCAUCAUCAUCAUCAUCAUCAUCAUCAUCAUCAUCAUCAUCAUCAUCAUCAUCAUCAUCAUCAUCAUCAUCAUCAUCAUCAUCAUCAUCAUCAUCAUCAUCAUCAUCAUCAUCAUCAUCAUCAUCAUCAUCAUCAUCAUCAUCAUCAUCAUCAGCAUCAUCAUCAUCAUCAUCAUCAUCAUCAUCAUCAUCAUCAUCAUCAUCAUCAUCAUCAUCAUCAUCAUCAUCAUCAUCAUCAUCAUCAUCAUCAUCAUCAUCAUCAUCAUCAUCAUCAUCAUCAUCAUCAUCAUCAUCAUCAUCAUCAUCAUCAUCAUCAUCAUCAUCAUCAUCAUCAUCAUCAUCAUCAUCAUCAUCAUCAUCAUCAUCAUCAUCAUCAUCAUCAUCAUCAUCAUCAUCAUCAUCAUCAUCAUCAUCAUCAUCAUCAUCAUCAUCAUCAUCAUCAUCAUCAUCACCACUGCAAUAUAAUCAAUUGA